AACUGAGGUGAGCAUCAUCACCUAAACUUGACAUUCACCUGAAAGCCCUUUGGAGACCUUGUUGGGAAAACCACAACAAGUCCGACAACACACCGACCACGACCAACAAACCUGCAUCGUUGGCGAUCUUGUGCGUGAUGGAGUCCACAUGACCUGUGGACGAGGAAGCAUGCGGGCAACAAUGAAGCAACCCGCUCCUUGAUUACACAUUCGCCUUACUGAGUGGUAACUUCUACUUUCAUCGCCUUCACAUCGGCUUGUUCUCGCCCGCCUUUCCCUAUGGCGUCAGACCUCAUGCCAGUGGUCCCCGGUCAAGCACUGGGCUUCAUCACCUUGGGUUCGUCACUCCAGGAGGUCCUCUCCACAAUCAAAGAGGACAAGGUGACGUAUCCGUCCAUCGACAUCAGCUUCUCGCAGUCCAAGCCACUCGCCGCUCCGGUCAUAGUCAGUCUGCCAGAAAAUGGCAUCCGGUUACGAUUCGACGGGAGUGAUCAACGCCUCAGGUUGAUCGAAGUGCUGGACUUCACAAGAGCCCAGCUUGGAUACAAGGGAAGCGAGAUCGCGAAAAAGCAGGAUGAAGGGAGGGCAUCUUUCAAGAGAAUAUACCAGCUGUUCGGCGCCUCAUAUCCGGGCGAAUACAUACCACCUCCCACAUCGAGUCGAUACGGAACGUAUGUCCUAUCCUGGCCUGGUGUUGCCUUCAACUUUCCUUUGCAACAUUCCGCAUGGGCUCCUGAAAAGGACCAUGUGUCCAUGCUAGGGUCGCAGGCUGCACAACCGGCUACGCACAUGGCACUAUUCGAAGGCAAUAGCUGGACUGAAGCACGCGGAGAAUUGUUCGUCAAGGAGCCAUCUGGUCCGCGGACUGCUGCGAUCAUGAGUCAGCCUCGUGAUGCUCUUCCUGCAGAGCUCGAUCUUGCUUCUAUCCCGGGUUCUGGUAGAAUAGUCUUUGUUCGACGUCCACCAGCACUGUCAUUUGAGCUCGUCAUAGGCCAGACAACUCCCCAAGAUCUAUUGACCGAGCUCGGGCCGCCAGAUGCCACGCACAAGCGCGACACUGCUGUUGCAGCCGAGCCGCCUAUCCACGAUCGGAGACGAAGCAGUAAUGCUCGAUCUCUUGGCAAUGGAUACCAUACGACACCUCCGUCUAGUCUAUCAUCUACUGGAACGGAUACCUUUGAUACCGACUUCGAUUCAGGCGACGCAGAGGAUGACUCCGCUGAGCGGGCGGGACGAGAAGUGUUCUGGUGCUAUUUCAGCCAUGGUUUGGAUAUCCUCGUGGGCCCUCCGACCGACACAACUCACUCGGAAGACCCCGAAUUCCCUCCAACCCCCGUCGCCGCGAGUGCCAAUCUCGUGGUAUUGAAAGUGACCCUCCACGGUAACAUACCCGGAAGCUAUUCCUUCAACCGCCAUCGUCGUCUACGAUGGGCUCUCGAACUUCGCGGCGCUAGCACAACCCUCACUUCCGAACACAUAUUCGACGACAUCAAGCCUGAUCUUCUCCAGGCGUUCCACGGCAUUUGGCCGGACAACGAGAUGUCGCGAGGUCGAGUCGUGAAUCGCACGUGGGGAGGAAGUCCGACGGACAGCAGCUUCUUCCUGCCGGAUGCAGACGAAGAUCUCGUGGAGUCCGGAGGUGGCAGCGAGUCGUGGCUUGGUAAUACGAAGCUGUAUUCGUUUCCUGGUUUGACGUUCGAGGUGUCUAGUAAUGGCGCCAUAUCGGCGUUGACGGUUUCUUGAGAGCGUUGAAUUGAAGAAUCUUAGAACCUUGAGGUUUGGAACUGGUUAUGGAGACAGAUUAGAUCAAUGAAUCAUGCUCUUCUACGCG
Molecule: messenger RNA, 1831 nt
Organism: Zymoseptoria tritici IPO323
Lineage: Eukaryota; Fungi; Ascomycota; Dothideomycetes; Mycosphaerellales; Mycosphaerellaceae
Exons: 2
Coding region: 280-1743 (487 amino acids)
Biological process (GO): Golgi to plasma membrane protein transport
Cellular component (GO): trans-Golgi network
Source: RefSeq, a predicted model, not a curated record